GUUCUUUGUCCAAAAAAAUUCCAAAUUCAGUUGACUCGUUCUUGUGAAUUGUGUGAACACGAAUUUCGGCGUUGCAGCAAUUAUGUCGUUUAUUGUUAUGGGCAGUGCGGUAUCCACGACCGUUAGAAUAAACGUCAUAAAUAAGGCUCACCGAGUCAAAUUGAUAAUUGUGAAUACCAUGGGGAUGGUGGGCCCACCCAUGCUGGAAGCAGUAGUCGUGGUCGUGGAGGUCGUGUAGGACGCGGUGGCCGUGGUGGUAGUCGUGGCCGUGGCAGUCGUGGAAACCGCGGGGGACGUGGAAACAGUGGAGAAACGGUGUAUGAAACUAUGAGUGACCUAGAUCUAGUUCGCGCUCAGCGUCAAGUCACUAAUAGACGUGUUGCGGCAUUGUCAGCGGAAGCUCGUAAGGAGCUUCUGAGCCGCAAGCGUGAGAAACAAUUAACACGAGUGCUUUUGCCUGACGCGCCACCCAGGAAGCGUCGCGUACAAAGACCAUCGCCGGAUCGUGAGUCGUGUGAAUUUAUAGACAGCGAAUCUGGUGACGAUUCCAAUAGAAUUGUUAUUUUAGAAAAUAGGCAAGUGGCACCACCCAUGCAGGAUAACACUGGUGACGUCCACAUUCCGGACCUACAAGUGGCAGCGGUCUCGGAGCCGGGCGACUUGCUGCGUGCUGGUGAUAUAGAAGUGGGGGCAGAGGUUGAAAUUUCUGUGGCGCCUUCCACAAGUAAAUUGCAUACAUCAAUUGGGGUCAACGACAAAAACUUUGAACAGACCAUUGACGAAUGGAUUACUGAUGACUUAAGUGACUGUGACAUUGAAAAAGACGAUGAGAUAUGUCCAAUUUUACCAUCUCGCAAUGCUUCGACAGAACCGGCUAUUAUCACUGACCUGACGCCUUACGAAGCUAGAAUACUGGAGACUGAAGACCAGCAGAACGAUCUCGGUUUGAGAGACUUAGUGCCAAGUGACUGUUUUGAUUUUAAUUGGACAAGAGACCGACAGAUUUUUACAGGACAAAGAGAGACAUUUACUGGGACUGGAGGACCGACUUUUACUAUUUCAGACACGACACGUGUCGUCGAUAUUUUUUAUAAGAUGAUUGACAGUGAAUUUAUCGACAAACUUUGUACAGAGACCAAUCGAUACGCCGACCAAAAAAUUAAAUCACUAAAAGAAGCAAACAAGUUUCUUACAACUUCGCGGCUUUAUCGUUGGUCGCCGACUGACAGGGACGAAAUGAUCACCUUUCUGGCACUUAUAGUAUUACAAGGCCUAUUCCCUCUACCGGAGGAGGAAUCCUACUUCGCGUUCAAUGGUUUCGGCACUAUGCCAUAUUUCCGUAAAAUCAUGACCUACAACAGGUAUCUUUUACUUAAAUCAAUGCUCCAUUUUGUGGACAAUGAGACAGUGAAAGAACCGACUAGACUCUUUAAAAUUCAGCCGAUAAUUGACUAUUUUAACGAGAAAUUUUCCACUUUAUACUAUCCUUCACAAGAGAUAGUCAUUGACGAAUCCCUUCUGAAGUGGCAUGGGAGACUAGGUUUUGCUCAGAAGAUUUUGUCGAAGGCUGCACAAGUAGGUGUAAAAACUUACGAGUUGUGCGAGUCUUCCAGUGGCUAUCUCUGGAAGUUUUUUGUAUAUGUGGGAAAAGAAAAGACUGUAACUACUAAUGACAUCAGACCUGAUGAGACCAUCCAACUAUCGGCAUCGAAUGAAAACGACAAUGACCGUCCCAACAACAUUGACGAUACAAACGACAAGACUGACGACGCUGAAAUGACUGACCAAACAUCGACUGGAAAUACAAAUAACCGUCCCAGUAAUGCUACCUCAAAAAUUGUUUACGACUUGGUAGAGCCAUUACUUCAUCGUGGACAUACAUUAGUAAUGGACAAUUUUUACAAUUGCCCAUUAUUAGCACGAUGUUUAAAACGACAAAAUACUGACUGCUACGGAACUCUAAGACUGAAUCGAGAAUUCGUCCCCGAUUCAUUAAAGACUUUGACGAAAACGGAACUUCGACAAGGUGAAGUAGUGGCUAGCUACUGUUCUGAUUUGUCGAUAUGUGUAUGGCGAGAUGCUAACAUAGUUAGCUUGAUCUCGACAUACCAUUACCUCCAAAUCGGAUCUCGACAAAAACAUAAUCGACUGAUAUUUAAGCCAAGUAUUGUCCUAGACUACAAUAAAUCCAUGGGAGGCGUGGACAGGAAAGAUCAAUUCCUGUCUGCUCAGCCCUUGGAACGUACCAAAAACAAAAUUUGGUACAAAAAACUUUUCCGGCGCAUGUUAAAUGCUGCCUUAUUUAACAGCUUUAUCAUUUUUAGAUCGGGAAAUCCCAAGAUUUCCCAUAGGCAGUUUAGGACAAUUCUGGCGAACGACUUAUUAAAAAUACACCGACAUAUUGACCUGACUACAGAACCCCGACUUAUAGUAUCUCGAGCCGGACCGACACAAACGACGCGACCAACAACGACCAAUAGACCUCAACUUGAACAUCGACACUUCCCUGUGAGAAAUGGCCACAAAAAAGCUCGAUGUUGGAUGUGCGCCCAGCGAAAAGCCCCUGCCCGAACUAUAUGGAAGUGUCUGGAGUGCAAUAUAAACCUUUGUAUUGAAGAUUGCUUCAUGGCGUACCACAUAUAAAAAAAUGACGAUUAAAAAGAGUGGCGGAGAGUUUAUUGCCAGUUCUUCUCUUCCGUUCUACGCCCUUGA
Molecule: messenger RNA, 2712 nt
Organism: Pieris rapae (cabbage white)
Lineage: Eukaryota; Metazoa; Arthropoda; Insecta; Lepidoptera; Pieridae
Product: piggyBac transposable element-derived protein 4-like
Exons: 9
Coding region: 328-2643 (771 amino acids)
Source: RefSeq, a predicted model, not a curated record